This is a messenger RNA of Humulus lupulus (European hop), 603 nucleotides long. RefSeq lists its product as uncharacterized. The record is from RefSeq and is a predicted model, not a curated record. The transcript has 2 exons. The coding region runs from base 1 to 603 and encodes 200 amino acids. Lineage: Eukaryota; Viridiplantae; Streptophyta; Magnoliopsida; Rosales; Cannabaceae.
AUGACUGUCACUGAGUAUGCCCUGAAGUUUGACAUGUUGGCCGAGUUUGCUUCUGACUUGGUGCCAACCGAUGCUACCAGGAGAGAUAGGUUUUUUCGGGGAUUAAACCCCAUGGUAGCACAGGAUGUUAGGAUCACCUCAGUGCUUGGGGUUACCACAUAUGUUCAGGUGAUUAAGAAUGCCCUUACUGUUGAGGGUGUAGAGGAUAGGAUUUGGCGCGAGAGUGCCACAAGUCGUGAUGCUAGGAGGAUGGGUGGAUGCAUGGGAUUCUUUGUGAGUGUAGUAGAUAUCACUAGGGAAGUACCAGUUGGGCCAGCGGAGAACAGAGUGGUCUGCGAGUUUUUAGAUGUAUUUCCUGGGGACCUACCAGGAUUACCGCCACAGCAGCCGAUUGAAUUUGUUAUAGAGGUGGCACCAGGGAUAGAACCGGUAUCCAGAGUACCAUACAGAAUGGCUCCGACAAAGUUGAAGGAAUUGAAGGUACAACUACAAGAGUUACUGGACUUGGGAUUCAUUACACCUAGUUUUUCACCAUGGGGUGCGCCAAUGUUGUUCGGUAAGAAGAAAGAUGGGGCAUUGAGGAUGUGCAUCAAUUACAAGUAA